Ectocarpus sp. CCAP 1310/34 is the source of this 1113-nucleotide messenger RNA. The record is from the annotation of a GenBank genome assembly. NCBI's taxonomy places the organism in Eukaryota, Phaeophyceae, Ectocarpales, Ectocarpaceae.
AUGCUCCGCCUGCUCGAGGCCGCGUGGUUACCGGGCAGCAGGAGGUGGCGAAGGGAGCGCCAACGCGGCAGCAGCGAUGGCAACGACGGCACUGUAGGAGUUGCCGGCGUCAGCGGCGGUGGCGCAGCGCGGAACGGUCGCAUCGACGCCAACAACGCGGAUACCCGCGGCUCGCUUUCCGCGAACGCACCAGCGCCUUCCACGGGGCCCUGUUCUCCGGCACCAUUAGAAGCAGAAGAAGUUGUUCAUGGCGAUGCUGCUACUGCUGUUACCGCCGCCGACGCUGCUCUGGCUGCCUCCCCCAGACAUGCAACAGCUGCUGUCACCGCCACAGCUACUCCGGCUGAUCCUGAGCUACCGGGAGCAAACGGUGACGCAGCAGAAGAAGAAGCGUCAGCAGCGGCGAAUGCGGCGGCCGAGGAGGACGACCCGGCCAGGGCUUGCGACACGGGAGAGUGGUCGACGGGUCAAGCGUGCAUCGUGUGCUUCAGCGACUACGAGCCCGGAGACCGGUUGGCCCGCCUGCCGUGCCGGCACGUAUACCACGCGCAGUGCAUCGACGAGUGGUUGGACCGGGCUAAACUCCCUAGCUGUCCGCUGUGCAAGACGGACCUCCGCCAUGCCACGCCCCCCGAUGAUCGUUCUAGGAGCAUCUCUACUGUUGGUGGGGCCGGUACAAGUGUCAAUGCUGCCAGAGUUGGAGGAGGCAGCGGUGGCGGGGAGGGGGUCGAGUUCACGGGCGACAACGCCGUGUAAAAAGCAAAAUCGGUGGUGUUCUUUUUGUCUGUUCGAUUUCGGUGGGAUGAACAAGGGGUCAUGUGUGUGUAUACGUGCUUGACCAGCAUGAAAUGGCGGUGCGAAACGUUUUGAGUAUGCAUCCUUGCUUCGCAGGUGUAGUGGGAGUGCAUGAAAUCUACAUAUCAGUAUGUGGCAGCGUUGGGAGUAUCGUCUACAGUGCAACAAAGAAUAGAAGAUAGACGACGCAGUUCUCGGCGAGGUCGUAGCUUCCGCCCACAACAGCUCGAAUGGAAGAAGGGCUACGAGUAUUGUCGACAUGUCGACUGUAGAGGUCAUGGGAGAUGUUGGCAAGGCUGGCACGGGGCCGGGGGGGGA